Messenger RNA from Limulus polyphemus (Atlantic horseshoe crab), 1140 nucleotides. RefSeq lists its product as uncharacterized. The transcript has 2 exons. Bases 195 to 953 code for a protein of 252 amino acids. The record is from RefSeq and is a predicted model, not a curated record. Lineage: Eukaryota; Metazoa; Arthropoda; Merostomata; Xiphosura; Limulidae.
GCACUUCCACCAUGAGAAAAAGUAAAAGCUUAACUGUACCAUUUAUUUUACAAUAAAUUAUUAUUAUUUAAGUGCUGGUUUCCACUACUGCUGAUGGCAUUUUAUUCCAUAACAUCAUGCAGUUACCUAUGUUUGAAAAAUAACACUCUUUUUAACCAAAGCCUAGUCUGUCUUUUUUUUCAAAGUUUAAUUUCAUGUUCUGUCAACUUCAGAACAUAGCACAAAGAAAUCAAGAGGCAUUUAUUCUACUGAUCCAAUGGAUAAUCUUGAAUAUGGCAAAUGCAGGUAUGAGUAAACAUGAAACCAAGUCAGAAAUAGCCAAAACUAGUCGUCUUAGGAAUACAUUACACUUUCCAGUGUUCAGUAAGCUGCCUUGGGAUAAUACACCCAGUUUUGAGUACUAUGCUUUAAAAAAUUGUAUUUUAACUCCAAAUCGCCACUGGUGUUUUAUUGGUGAAGUCCAUGCUAAACCACUACUGUUACUUCGCCAAAGUGUUUGGGUAAGAGAUUUGGAAGGAAAUGAUAACAUCCAUGUGGCCUUUUAUCCUGAAACUGGAACCUUUGAUUACUCUGAUUUGAAGGUUGGAAACACAUUAUGUGUAAGGUAUGCAGAAAGACACCAUUUUUUAGAUUUUACUGCAGGGUUAAGACUAGAGCAAUUAGACUUUGUUAUGGUCAUUCCCACUUCCCUUAAAACAUUACUAGAAAUUUCAGAUUUCAGCCCAGAAGCAAACAAUACCUAUUGUUGGAUAUGUGGAAUUAGCAAGAGUGAAAAGAAGCUAUUAAAAUGUGGUAAGUGUAAUGUGGCCAAGUACUGUAGUAAAGACUGUCAAAUAUCAGACUGGAAAAGACGACACAAUGAGUGGUGUCAGGCAAUCCCAGGAUACAAGAAACUGGUGGAUAUUGAUUCUGAUGUGACAGAAAACAAUUUUGAUUACAAAGCCUUUCGUUGAUAUUUUUUAUAAAAUCAUAUCGUGCAUAAACUAUAUAUACAUAUUAUUCAUGUUCUAAUUAAUACUAAAUUAGAAGUUUUUCUUUAGCUUUUGAUUAAUUACAGUUUUUUUUAAGUAUUUUCAUGUUGUAAUAAAUCUCAUGGUCAACAGAAAAACUUACUGUAUAAGGGCUGUUAAGAGUAUAAAU